Symbiodinium natans is the source of this 807-nucleotide messenger RNA. The record is from the annotation of a GenBank genome assembly. Lineage: Eukaryota; Dinophyceae; Suessiales; Symbiodiniaceae.
AUGCCGCCUGGUAGUCAUCGGGCUUGGUUGGGGGGCGCUUCGGCUGCACCGGCGCACUUGCGACCCGCUGCUUGGGUCCUCCGGUGGAGUGGCAUCAUUUCCGUCGCUGCGCAGAGCGCGCUUGCGGCUACCUUCCUCGAGCUCCCUGUCCCGUCUGAGCCCUGUGCUGCUGGCACGCCCCCAGCCUUGCACGAGCUCCUGGCUGUCCCUCCCCCGGGCCCUCGAAGGGGACCCGUGGACUCGACCGACCCGACCCUGACGGUCGUGGGCUUACAAGGCGUCGACCGGAGCGACGCAAGUCCCUUCAGGACAACUUUGCUAGCUCGGCCACGUGAACGGAAAUUGCCCUGGAGCCCCGGAAAGUCGACUAUCAUUGGCCUUACCUCUCAGUGGGGGAAGGAGGAGAUGCUGAUAAGACGCCGAGGAACACGUACCGCUGACAACUGCUUCCAGCCCAGCACCGUGGCGUCAAGCCCCAGCCAGUCAAGAACUAAUCACCCAUGCCGCUCCCAUUCACGGGCUGACGGCGAGGUCGGCACGGGCGGCAAGGUGGGAGGCCGACGUGCCCGUGACGCCUCUCCUCCCGCUGGACUGCGCUGCUCGCGGUCGUGGUGCAGCACGCCCUCGCAGCUCACUUCUCAAGCUGCCCCUGCGGGCAAUGGCGACGACAGCAAGCCGCUGCAAGCCGCCUUCCUGCUGACUCCCCGCCUCUCCUCAAACUUACCGGCUGGAGAAAAUGGCGCGAGAGAAAAAACUAUGCAACUGCUCGGCCACUCCGAGUGGGGGCGGGCCCCUGCCGAGCUGUAG